AAUCAAAGAAUUUUAGGGGCUAGUAAACCCUUUUACCUUUUAUAUCAAAAGUAGCAAUGUGCAGAAUCUCAAUAGCUAAGGACAACAGCUGAGGACAAUGGAUUUAGAUCCAAGGUGGAAUUAUGAAAAUAGUGAUGAGUGUGAGGUGGAGGAAGAAAAUAGUGAUGAGGAUGAGAUGGAGGAACAAGCUAUAGAACAAAGAGAUAAGCAGGUGGAAGGAGAAACAAUAAGUAGAAAAUUUCAAGAGGUUCUUGAUGCAAUGGUGAGGUUUUCAAGUGACAUUGUGAAACCACCUGAUUAUAAUUUUACCGAAACUCCCAAUAAGAUUCGACAAGAUAGUACGUUUUGGCCUCAUUUUAAAGGAUGUAUUGGUGCAAUUGAUGUUACAGGGUGGCCUGGAUCUACUCAUGAUGCACAUGUUUUAACCCAUACAUUGGCAAAUCAUAAGGAUGUGUUUCCUUAUCCUCCUGAUGGUAAAUAUUAUCUUGUUGAUGCUGGUUAUCCUAAUAUAAAUGGCUAUUUGGCACCUUAUAAAGGGGAAAGGUAUCAUAUUCCUGAUUUUAGACGUAGAAGCCAACCAAUCGGUUAUCAAGAAGUAUUCAACCAUGCUCAUGCUUGUCUUAGAAAUGUCAUUGAACGAUCUAUUGGGUGUUGGAAAAAUAGACAUGAAUUUAAUAAAUUAGUUUCAUUUCUCGCACAGGAUUUUCAAUUGUUAGUGUUAGAGGGUGGUCAAGAAAUUGUUCUUACUUGUGCAACAAUGGAGGAAGACUCCUUCGGCGUAAACCACGCAGGAUCUCUCCGACCAACUUCCUUGGACCUUGAAAUCACAAACCUUCUCUGUGACAAUAGGAUUUCCGGCCUCAUCGAGCAAGACCCGAUUACUGUGAAGGCUAAAAGCAGAUCCCUUCACCUUGAACAUGAUGUUCCCGUUGAUAUCGGUGACGACAAAGUCACCGUCUCUGACAGUCUUGACCUUCGGACGAUGGAAAGAUCAACAGGGUAAGAAGCACAAAAAUGGAGGCUGCUGAUCGGAGCAUUGAUCGGCAGGGGAUUUGCCGAUGGAGGGAAAGGGGAAGUACUAAAUUGUGCCAUUGGGAGAGAAUAUUAUUGGUAUGCUUUUACCUAUCUUUGGUCUUGUAUGGGACUGGGAUAUGAUUCUUCUU
Messenger RNA from Rubroshorea leprosula, 1163 nucleotides. The record is from the annotation of a GenBank genome assembly. Lineage: Eukaryota; Viridiplantae; Streptophyta; Magnoliopsida; Malvales; Dipterocarpaceae.